AUGGAAGGUUUUGAUGACUUAACUGAGUCAUCUGAAACAGCCUCAGAGUAUGGCAGUUCUCCUUGCCCCAAUUAUGAAGCUGUGUUGAAGCUGAUUGAACAUCUUAGCCUGGAAUGCAAAGAUUCUAGUAGCCUAUUAAAAAUCCAAGAUACAGUCCAUUCAUAUAAAAGAGUAAUAAAGUUUAAAACUAGUCAGUGCAAAGUACUUAGAGAGAAACUGCACGCAACUGAAAGUGAAGCCAGCGGACUGCAUAAGAAGCUAUCAGAAGCAGGACGGCAAAGGCUAGAACAGGAACAAGAGCUGUGCAAUCUAAGAUUUGCUUUAAAACAAGAAGAGGAGAAGAGGAAAAAUGCUGACUGGGUUUAUGCAAAAAUUAAAGAGCAGUUAAGAGAAAAAGAAGAGCAACAUAAUAAAGAAGUUAAAAUGAAACAAAAACUUGAACUCCGUGUUAGGGACCUGGAUGUGGAAUUGAAGACUGUGAGAAAUAAUCUUGACAAAGCUUUCGUGGAACGAAAUGGCAUUGAGAGGCAACUUUUGCAAGAGAGGAAUGCCAGAAUCUUACAGGAUGAGAUUCUGGCAAAUCACCUUCACAAACAAAGGGAACUAGAAAUGGCGCAAGAAAAAAUGAGCUCCCAGUUACAAGAAGCACUGGACCAGCACAUAAAGCCUGCACAGUGCGCUCAGGAGAUGCAGGACUGCAUACAGAAACUUAGACUUGAAAAUUACAAGUUAAAAGCUACAGCAAGGAAGCAAGCAGAGAAAAUUGAACAGUUAAAGAAAAAUCUACUAAAUGAAAUGUUGACUGAUGAUCUUAUUGCAAAACUGGAAAGUGCAUCUUCCAAGUGUCUACGUCUGCAUAAGGAAAACCAGCUGCUGCAGCGGGAGUUACUGUCCAUGAAAGCUAUAGAGAAGAAAUGUGAGAAACUGAGGAAGCACAAGAAGAAGCUGGAGCUGGAAGUAGUUCACCUCAAGCAUCACAUGGAGAAGGCCAUGAUAGAGCGCGGCCAACUAGAGCACUAUAAAUGGGAAAUCCAAGAGACAACAAAGCAGGACUUAGUAGAAAAAUUAAAACAAGUCAACCUGUUUCUGGAGACACAAGCAGCAUAUGAAGACAAGCUAGAAAAGUUAAGACACAAACAGAAUGCUUCCGUGCGAUCCCAGAUGGAGCUUAAAAUAAGGGACCUGGAAUCGGAAUUCUCUAAAAUGAGAAGUCAAGUAGACUGCAACAAAAUGGAAAUGGAAAACUAUAAGCAGCUCUACCUAGAAGAAGUCAAAAUUAGAAAGUCACUGUCAAAUAAACUACGCAAAACCGAUGAAAGGCUAGCAGAGGUCAAGACCAAACUUCUCCUGGAGAGAAAACAGAACAGAGCUUCACAACACAGCACCGUCGGCACGAGAUCCAUCGUGGAGUCUACACAUCGUAGAGACCUUAGUAAUAAUUUUUUUAUUCCAAGAAGCAUCUCUGUAGACAACAUGGCUCCAACCUCAAGCUUCUGGAACUCCAUCGAGACCAUGGAAAGUUGCAAGACUAAGAUCCCUCUGUUGAAAGACUCUCCAUAG
This is a messenger RNA of Acomys russatus (golden spiny mouse), 1560 nucleotides long. Its product is annotated as ankyrin repeat domain-containing protein 26-like. The record is from RefSeq and is a predicted model, not a curated record. The coding region runs from base 1 to 1560 and encodes 519 amino acids. NCBI's taxonomy places the organism in Eukaryota, Metazoa, Chordata, Mammalia, Rodentia, Muridae. The transcript has 10 exons.